This is a messenger RNA of Xiphophorus hellerii (green swordtail), 1832 nucleotides long. RefSeq names its product olfactomedin-like. The transcript has 5 exons. Gene Ontology annotation, biological process: signal transduction. The record is from RefSeq and is a predicted model, not a curated record. Bases 1 to 1389 code for a protein of 462 amino acids. NCBI's taxonomy places the organism in Eukaryota, Metazoa, Chordata, Actinopteri, Cyprinodontiformes, Poeciliidae.
AUGAUGCUGCUGCUCUUCCCACUGCUGUUUUCUUCGGUACAGAUCUGGGCUUACCGUGUACCUGGUCAGAAAAAGUCUGACUCUUGCCAGUGCGAUGUGAACACCACAAUAUGGUCGUUCCCUGCUCUGAAGUAUGAGGCUGUGCAGCAGCAGGUUGAAACCUGUGAGAAGUCUCUGCACGGCCUGCAGGGGCAGGUGUUGGUCUCCAGUCAGCGUCUCCCUGGCAUUCAGGUUCAAAUUUCAAACUUGACAGCGCGACUUGAGCCAUACCAGUACCUGCAUGACCGCGGACUGUACACAGCGCUGUCCAUCCGUCUGCUGGGCCAGGAGCUCAGCCAGCUGGAGACGGACAUCACCGUUGUGCACAGCCAGCUCAACAACGCCCAGUCACAGAAACUCCACAAAGAGGUGGGUAAAUUGCAUAAAGAUGUGCUAAAGAUGCAAACGUCAGACACAGUGAACAUGAAGACAGUCAAGGAGAAACUUCGCUACCUGAAGAACAACGUCGAAUCCUGCAAGUCGAUCCCAAAAGACUUCAGAGGCCAGAACAGGUACUGCAUGAAGGGCCUGAUCACCAACAUCAGUGACCCCAUUACAACCAAAAUCAAUCCCUAUGACAAGAACCACAUCUCUGGAUCAUGGGGCAAACAGGCGCAGAUGGACAGUGGGACGGACACAGAAACCUACUGGGUUCAGACCCUAACCAGCAGCAACAUCUAUGGAAACAUAGUCCGCCUUUACCAAACCUACAAAGACUUCAUGCGUUCUGCCAACCACAGGGACGCUACUUUCUCAUCCUCCGUCACAGCUCCCACCGCCAUUGAGGGUCCUAGUGCUGUGCUGUACGGUGACGGUCUGUAUUAUCACUGCUACCGCUCUGCAGAUAUUUGCCGCUACGACCUGAAGACCAAUGAGGUCAAGCGGGUGACCCUUCCUGGCACAGGUGUGGGCUUCAACAACAAAUUUCCAUAUUGUUACUAUGAAUGCCGCUCGAAUAGCGAUGUGGAUGUUGAGGCCGAUGAAACCGGGCUGUGGGCUCUAUAUGCCACUGUUGGCAACCAUGGUAAUCUGGUAGUGAGCAAGCUGUUUUGGGAUGACAACUCAAAGACGAUCAACGUGUCUCAAACCUGGGAGACGAGGCUGUUCAAGAAGGCAGCGACUAACGCUUUCAUGGUAUGUGGUGUGAUGUACGCCACCCGCUAUGUAGAUGAAUACAGAGAGGAAGUAUUCUACGCCUUUGACACAGCAACAGGAAAAGAGGACAACUCUCUGGCACUGCCACUGGAGAAGGUAGCCAAAGGAGUGGCUAGUCUGAGCUACAACCCGGUCAACAGGCAGAUCUACAUGUACAAUGAUGGAUAUCUCCUAGCCUAUCAGGCCUACUUCUGAGUUUUGCCUUUGAACCUAUGAAGAAGAAGCAGAAUAUUCUCCUCAAAUCACAUCUAACACCUUUUUCUGUUGCUAUUUUAAGAAAAAAUGAAGGAUGUAGUAAUAAAUGUCUUGUUUUAAUGCAAUUUUUCCUUUCUUUUAUAAGAUACUUAAAAACUUGCAAUAGACUUGUUUUAGGUGAAUAAAAAUGAAUCUUUUAUUGUGUCAAUAUAAUCUUAACAUCACACUUCCAGUUGUUCAAAUAUUUUGCCAUGAGUGCCAAAAUGAUCAACUUGAAAGUGAUUGGGGGCCACAUAAACAUGUUAUUUUAAAGUUUUUCAUACAAUUUUAAAAAUGAAUUUCUUUUUAUCUGCUCACUAAUAAACAUUCAAUACUUCAGUGAAAUGAGUUAAAUAGUAAGAAUCUUGUAAAGUAAGGACUUCAUAGUCGAUCGAAAAACAUUU